Messenger RNA from Branchiostoma floridae (Florida lancelet), 1015 nucleotides. Its product is annotated as collectin-10-like. NCBI's taxonomy places the organism in Eukaryota, Metazoa, Chordata, Leptocardii, Amphioxiformes, Branchiostomatidae. The transcript has a single exon. The annotation marks the transcript as partial. The record is from RefSeq and is a predicted model, not a curated record.
AACAAUUCAUUCCAUUGCACAGCUUUCCAUGAGAAGCUAGCCUGUCCCAACGGUUAUGUCAAGUUCCAGGACAGAUGCUUCAGCUUCUCUACUGACCGGCCGAACUACGCUGGUGCCAGGUCUGCCUGUCAAAUUCUCGGUGGGCGUCUUGCCAUGCCUAAGGACCAGGCAACCAACAACUUCCUGGUCAACCAACUGACCAGGUACUCCAUUGGCUCCAUCUGGUUCGGCCUGACAGAUCAGGCAGAUGAGGGAGCCUUUGUGUGGGAAGACGGGACGGCGCUCACCGGCUGGUCUGACUGGUAUACAGGGGAACCUGACGAUGGUGGCUCUGGUGAGGACUGUGUUGAGUGGAGAGACGUCUAUGGCUACAAGUGGAACGAUAUUCCAUGCUCCUUUAGUAAAUAUUAUGUGUGUGAAGUCAGUGCAGCUGUUCCCUAGCCGAAGUCAAGUAUACCUUCACUGGUCAUAACCAACAACGAGUAAGGAGAUUGAAUUCUGUCAGUUUGGUGUGAUUUUGUCCUACCUAGACAAAACCAUUUUCUCGGUGUUUGACAUAGAUAUAAGGACUUUCAUUGUGAGUUCAUUCUAUCUAACAAGCUAUCUAAGUUUAUCUACAGCUUAGGUAAAUAGCAAAAUAAUAAUCUUCAUAGGUAGGGUCAGAAUGGAUUAUAAACGUGUAGUACAGUACAGGUUCACUGCUAAUGACUUACAUUGAGUACAGAGAUUGAGGUGUAUGGUUUAUGGUUCCAGACAAAAGAGAUAGUCUUGAAGCUUCAGGGACCCGACUCUCAAACUAUGUCAUUUUACGUUUGUACUAAGGUACUAAGUGUAACUUCAGUUCAGUCAAGUAUAAUCGUAACAGGUUGGGGCAGAUGGGAAUGUGGGCAUGUAAAAGUGAUAUUUGCACAUUUGAUGCAGACGUGUACGUCUUUCCCGUGACUAGAAAUAAAGCAAAGUUUACCAGUAAUGAUCUCUGUCUUAUUGUGCAUGCAUCAUCGCAAUAUUUUCAGUC